CUCCAACUUCUUUCUCCUGCUGUAGGACCUGCUCACAGGACCAUGGCGCUGCGCCCUGAACGCUGCACUGUAUACGUGGCGUUGUGUUUUGUUUUAGAAACAUUAUUUACACUCACGGUUGGAGCGUCCGCAGGUAGCGGAUCUAAAGUUUUGUCACUUUUACAGCCAUAUGACUUUCUGUAUUACAGCGGGGUGCGCGCUUAUUACGGGGGGGAGUGGGUGAAGGCUGCAGAGCUGCUGGAGAAAUCCAUCCAGACCAAGGAGGCACUGCUGGAAUAUCGCAAACAGUGUUAUGAUGAUUGCUUGGUGUCUGGUAACGAUGCUCUAAAGAAAUUGGACUCUGAGGAGGGAAACAUGUGGGACCUCUGGGCCCUGGACUGGAUUCAGCAGAGAGCCGAGUGUCUGAGGUUCUGUAUCGGACGCUCCGUUACACCUAUGGGGCAGCUGCCUGUUUCAGAUGACAUAGAAUAUGAAUUCAACACUCGCAACCCUUACAACUUUCUGCAAGUCACUUACUACAAGUUGGACAAGUUGAAAAAGGCGGCAUCUGCAGCUCAUACCUACUUUGUGGCCAACCCGAGUCACCUGGAGAUGAGGAACAACAUAGAGAAGUACAGACGGAUGGAGGGAGUGACAGAGGAUGAUUUCCAGGAUAGAGAGAUGGAGAAACAUUGGAUCCUGUAUGAUGCAGCUGUUCAGCAUGAGGCCUCCUCUGACUGGCUGCAGGCGGCAGAGAAAUGGAAAGCCUGCGUGAACGAAACUCUGCAGCGCAUGGACGAUUGCAGGGUGCAGUGUGUGGUUAGCCCACAGCUGCUGCCUGAGGACAGGGGAUUGGACAGCUCUGAUGGAGUCUUCGAAAAGGCUGCAGCUCUGUCUCUGUCCCUGCUCUCAUGCCGGCAGUCCUGUGUGACUCGGGUUGCGACACGGCCUGGACGGCUCUCCGCUCAGGAGGACUUCUUGCCGACACAGCUUGAGCAUCUUCACAUUGCACAGUUUAAAUCUGGUGAUGUGAGGGGAGCUCUGCAGACACUUCACUCUUUUCUGCUGUUUUACCCCACUGACAAGGACUCCUUAGAUAACCUGCAGCUCUACUAUGAGACACUAGGGGGGGAUGUGGAGUCACAUGGUGUUCAGCCUGCUCAGGGAAUUGCCAAAUACAUCAAUGAGUCCUUGGAAGACAAGAAGCUGUUGUAUUUUGGUGUGGAGAACUUAAACUUUACCUUCACUGACCCGGAUCUCUGGACUCCGGAGGAUGUUGUACCAGAAUCUGUAAGAGAUAACUGGAGAGCCGAAAAACAGAAAAUAAAUGAGAAAAUAAAAGUAGGGGAUCAGUUGGAAGAAGUGGAUGACAGCGGGUUUUAUGCAGGAGGCCCGGUGCCCCAGGAUGGUGUGUCCAUAACCAUGGAUGAUGAAGCUUUGAACGGGACCAACAGAGUUGUCCUUGAUGGAGUCAUGACUGAGAAAGAAUGUAGCAGAAUAUUCAAUUUAGCAGCUAUUGCUUCAUCUAGUGGAGAUGGUUACAGAGGACGCAGGUCUCCACACACACCUCAUGAGACGCUGGAGGGUCUUACUGUGCUCAGGGCUGUAAAGCUGUCUCAGGAUGGACUGGUGAACCAGUCAGAUACCAGGUUGUUACAUGAGCUGGGAGAGAGAGUGAAAACACUGCUGCACUCCUACUUUAGGAGCCCCUCUGGGCUUUUCAUCUCCUUCUCACAUCUGGUGUGUCGCAGUGCAACUCCAGGGGACCAAAAAGGUAGGAUGGAUCUGUCUCACCCUGUACAUGUUGAUAACUGUCUUCUUGAGCCUGAAACCAAACAGUGUUGGAGAGAACCACCAGCUUUCAUACACAGAGACCUCAGUGCCGUUCUCUACCUGAAUGAUGAUUUUGAUGGAGGAGAGCUGUUCUUCACUGAAAAAGAUGCCAAAACCGUAACAGCCAGAGUUAAGCCCAGCUGUGGUCGACUGGUGGGCUUUUCCUCCGGACCGGUGAACCCCCACGGCGUUACCGCCGUGACGAGGGGUCGGCGCUGCGCUUUGGCACUGUGGUUCACAAAGGAGAAGCUCUACAGGGACAUGGAGCGAGAGGAAGCAGAGGCCUUGUGGGCAGCUGACGGACAGAGCAUUUUGAAAAAGGAAGAGGAGGAGAAGGAGGGAGGCGCCAGCCCUGGUCGUAACGCUCGGAACCACGCUCCUAAAGAAAGGAGCAGAGGGAGAAACAUGGUGACCGGGGGCAAGGAUGAGCUCUGAGAGUCAGAAAAGGCACUAAAGACCUGAUUCUGGACUUUUAUUUUAAUUUCUCCCAUCCCAUACUGUUUCCAUCCAAGCAUCUCACUCCAGCUGUGCAUCUUUUUUCAGUUUAUGUUGUUUUAAUUUGUGCUUUAUUUAUACUGUAAGUGAGAGGAACGAGGUUCCUCUUAUUUCUGUGAUGUGAGUCUGUACUUUUGUUCCAGAUGCAUUUCCGACCAAUCACUGACCUUGAAAAUGAAAAGAAUAUAAUGUGCAUUAAAUGUGACUCUAUCAGUGAAGCAUGAGUGCCACAUGCCAAAUGCACGCAAGUGCUGCCUGAAAAAGAGGAUUAGCGGCAGAGAGCGAGGUUAAAAAGCGGUAGCAAAGUAAAGCCAGGCUGCAAGAUCUGUUUAGCGAUUUACCUCUCGGGCCUCAAUGACUGGCUGCAGCUUUUGCUCUAAAUAUGAGGAAUAUGAUAAAGUUUGACGUCUGGUGACAGGAGCAUGAUGCACAAUAGUCUCAGACACUAAAAGAGGGAGAGGAGUGAGCUGUUAGGGAGAGAGGUGAGUGAGGAUAAAAAAAAGGAUAGAAAUAGAGAGAUUACUGUUAAUCCCUUAUAAAUAAGUGCAUUUGUUUAUGAAGCUUAAAAAGUCUCCCAUUUAGAAUAUGGAAUAUUAAUCCAAGGAGUGAGCACUUAAUCAUACACAUCCAGUGGUGUGACAGACGGCUCAACCUCUGCCAUCUUAUCUUACCCAUUACAACCAGGCUCUCUUUGCACCCUUCGUCUUGUGCAUUAUAACCAGCCUCUGUUCACAGCCCAUAUUAACUCUCUCGCUCCCCCUGUGCUGUAAUCAGUUACUAGAUUUGGGUCGACCAGAUCAUUUUUAUGUAGAUUUAACCCUAUCCCAUAUGACACAGCCCCCAAAAUGUCUGUUAAUCUCUUAUGAAGCAGGUGCCACUAAGAACCCCCACUGUUUGGUGUAAUGAUUACUCUCAUUCCUGAAAAGCAUAAAAUUCACUGAACCUUCCAGUUGGUUUUCUGUUGUUGGAUUAUUAGCAGAAAUUACAUUAAGCCACUCUGCAAGGUAUAUAAACCUAGAGCGUUGAUAGGAGUCAAACUGACAAGAUCACUGCUUCCUAAAUAUUUGAAUAUAUCUGAAUGAUACCAGGAUUUGCUUUUGUAGAUGUAGAGAAAUAGAUUAACCAUAAAUAUGGUUUGUUCAGGAAUUUAAUCUACCGUAGUCCUUGAAGAGUCUGGGUUAAUUUACAGGAACUAAAACAGUAAAAUCUCAGUAUAUAUACCGGUAAGAAUAUUAUUCAUAUAUAUUUAUUCAAUACAGGCUGACUAUGUAGCCUGGAAAAGAUUAAUAUAGAAAAAGGAAAUGGAGAAUGGGAAGUAUUUUAAUUUUACUAUUAUCCUUCUUUGGUUUUCUAAAAUAUCCAUCUGACAAUCAUCCAUCCAUCUGUCAUCCAUCAUUGAUCCAUCAUCCAUUCAUCCACCGCUUCAUUAAUCCAUCCAUCCACCCACCCACCCAUCUAUUCAUCCAUCCAUCGAACAACCCAUCCAUCCAUAAAUAAAUACAAGGUUACUUAAGGCACAAAAAACAAUAAUCUAGAGUGAAUAAAAAGUGACACAAGGUAAUAAACAAAGCCUAAGACAAAAAAAAGCUGAAAAAAAUUAAAAACAUCCUGCUUUUCAAAAACCA
Cyprinodon tularosa is the source of this 3932-nucleotide messenger RNA. It is a transcript of the gene p3h3, whose product is annotated as prolyl 3-hydroxylase 3. NCBI's taxonomy places the organism in Eukaryota, Metazoa, Chordata, Actinopteri, Cyprinodontiformes, Cyprinodontidae. Gene Ontology annotation, cellular component: endoplasmic reticulum. Gene Ontology annotation, molecular function: procollagen-proline 3-dioxygenase activity; L-ascorbic acid binding; protein binding. The transcript is spliced from 16 exons. Gene Ontology annotation, biological process: collagen metabolic process. Bases 43 to 2247 code for a protein of 734 amino acids. The record is from RefSeq and is a predicted model, not a curated record.